CGCGCGGCAUUACGGAAGAAGAGUUGUUGUAGUAGAGUGUUGUUGCCAUGCCGUCGAAACGCUGUUAUUUUCACCCCGAUUGCAAGUCUUUUGUGUUUGGCCUUCCUAGGGACGCUGGACUUAGGGAACAAUGGUUAAAAUUUAUGUUUAACUCUGUUCCUGACAAUUAUAAUCCUAAUUUAGCUGUCUGUGCUGCACAUUUCACGGAAGACAGCUUCCAGAAUCUACACGAAUUCAAUGCUGGAUUUGCACAAAGGUUAUUAUUGAAAGAUGGAGCAGUUCCCACUUUAAAAGCAGAAGCUGCUGUUUAUGGGACCCAACCUUACAGCCCAAAAGUUCGCUUGUGUGCUGCGCAUUUUACGAAGGACAGCUUCCUGAACCUGGGAGAAUACAACGCCGGUUAUACACAAAGGCUACUUCUAAAAAAUGGAGCAGUUCCCACUUUGGUCGGACAAUCUGGCGCUUCUGAAUCAAAACGUCAGCAAAAAUCCACAACGAUUGAUCUUCAGUACUCUCUUCAGUACUCUCUGAUGGUUCCAAAGAAAAGUACUGAGAACGGUGUGGAGGACAGUACAGGCAGUAGUGAUGAAGAUACGGAUAUUUGUGACCAGGACAGUGUGGCCAGCAGUGUGGACAGCAUAGCAGAGGAAAUGUUUAUGGAUGGCCUUGACUCGAUUCUAGAUCAGCCUUCACCUGACCUUUACCCACCAGAGGAGGACUGUGAUUCAGAGGCCAGCCUACAGCAGAGAAAGAGAUUCCGUCUGUCUUCCACAUCUUCUGCUGCUGAUGGAGGUGGCAGAGAGAGUGGAAAUUAUGAUUUAUCUGGUGUAUCAUCAGAAAGGUGGCACAACUCAGAUGAAGCAGAUGUUGAACCGCUUCAGCUGGACUUCAGUCCUGUCCAAGAACCUGGGCCAAAGUUUUUACCGAGUAAGUGCAGCAGUCCUCUGCAGUUUUUUCAACUGUUGUUUUCAAAAACAAUGUUGCAGACCAUUGUAGCCCACACAAAUGACUAUGGAGCCAAGUGCCGAGAGAGAAAGGGCAAGGUGUGGGAAAACAUUUGUCAAAACGACUUGAAGUCGUACAUAGCACUGGUCAUUUACAUGGGCAUGUUCAAGUGCUCUUCACUAGCUGACUAUUGGAGUGUGUCCCAGCAUUUCAGUCUGUCAUUUCCUGCAAAAAUCAUGUCUUGCCAGAAAUUUCGGUCAAUUUCCAAAUCUCUUCAUCUAAGUGACAGCAGGGAAGAUGAGAUGAACAGCUUUAGGAGGGGAACAUCAGCCUAUGAACGGCUGGGUAAAAUUCAACCCCUGUAUCAAGUCAUUAGGGAGGCCUGCAAGACGUUUUUUCAUCCCUUUCAGAACAUCACCAUUGUUGAAAGAAUGGUGACAUCGGAGGCUAGAACUGGGCUCAAGCGAUGCAUGAAAAAUGAAUCUCCAAACAUGGGGUACAAACUCUUUGCACUGACAGACUGCACCUGUGGCUAUACAUGGGACUUCUUUAUUUACGAGGGGAAGUCAUGUACGUCACAGAGCGAGGGCUUGAGUUAUGAGUCCGUUAUGGCGUUGGUGGAUGAAAAUAUGUUGGGCUCUGGGUACAAACUGUUUGUAGACAAAUUUUACACCAGUCCCACACUCUUCAGAGACCUCUUGUGUAAAAAGAUCUGGGCUUGUGGACCUGUUUGGGCAAACAGGACAGGUUUCCCAGAAACAACUGUGAACAGCUUGACAAGGAAUGCUCCACGCGGCACCAUGCGUUGGAUUAGGAACAACAAGCUCUUGUUUGUUGAGUGGAAAGACUCACAGAAAGUGCAGAUGUGUUCCACCUUCCACAAAGCCUAUGAAGGUGAUACUGUGCAGAGGAAGGUGAAGGGUGAUGCACAUCGAACCCUUGUGGAGGUCCCCAUUCCAGCUGCAGUGUUGGACUACAACAAAAACAUGGAGGCAGUGGAUCCACCUAAUUGCAUUACUGGACAUUACAGAGCUCUACAUAAACCAAAAAAGUGGUAUCAAUGUGUGUUUUAUCACUUUUUGGACAUCACCGUAGAGAAUGCAUUCAUAAUGCAGGAACUAAUGGCCAAGAGAAAGGACAUGAAGCCUUUGACCCGAAAGGCAUUCUUGGAGGUGCUUAUUUUAGAGCUUACAGAAAUGGGUCCUCAGGACUCGGCACCAGUUUCCUCAGCUCCCUCUUCAGUGGUUCUUCAGUAGUUCCCUCUUCAUUCCUCAAGCCAAAGCACAUCACACCAGACAACAUUGGAAGAAGGAAGUGUACUCUUGUGAUGUUGUUGAUCCCCAAGAGGGACCGUUUCAAUGAUUGGCAUAAAAAACAAGGAUUUUGAUUUAUGGCUUCUGUGAAUGUAACGUUGUUAAGGGUCGUUUUUUUCCCCACCCACUGCUAGGUGCAUUACUUGAUUCCAAUAGUGUGGUGCAGGUAUGGCGUCAGAACCCAGAAGUCUAAUUCACCGCUGGUUCCUUUGAGAUUUUCCCAUGGCGUUUUAUAAUGGGGUUUUCAAUUUAUUUGUAAAAUAAAGCCUGUGGUAAACAUAACUUGACAGUACUUUAACAUUUUGUUCUACAAUGUACACUUCACACUCUCACACCCCAAGCUGUCUUAUCUAGUACAUUUUUCAAAAAUUAACAUAACUGCUUCAAAAUUUGCAUUUUCUCUAUGGGUAAUUUACGUGGUAGAGCAAAACGUCAAAGGCUAGUCAAGUUAUGUUUACCUCAGGCUUUAUUUUAAACAUGAAACGAAAAACCCCAUAGGAAAAUCUCAAAGGAACCAGUGGUGAAUUAGUCUUCCAAGUUCUGAUGUCAUAACCUGCACCACUCUAUUAUCAGAAUAUUUAAAUUGUGUUUGUUACAUUGUAAAGUGAAAUAAAUGUUUUGAAUAGUAUUUAAUUAUCUACAUUUUAUGUAGGUUGUUGGUUUACAUAUGUGCAUUUAAAGUCCUCAAAUGGUCUUUUUGAAAACAUGCAUUGGCAAGGGAAACAUUUCACUGGCAUUUGAAUCAGAAUUUAGUCAAAUCUGUCAAUUUGGUACCAAUGUCAUUUUGUAGGUUAUUUUGAGCUAACAUGGUGGUUUAUGAUGCCACCUAUUAUUUUAAUUCCACAUAUAUUUUCUGUCACAGAGAUUCUCCUGAAAUUAUGCAUCUCUGCAACCCUGCAAGAACAUUUAUUCAGAUGACUGAUGUAAAUUGCUAUUUUUAUUUUUUUUUAUUUUUUGUACUGUGAAUACAGCGUUUCAUUGCAGGAGGAAAGUUUGACUUUUCACAUGUCACCAAAACUUCAUCCACAGAAACUGAAGCUAUGGCUGAAAUAUUACAAAUAAAGCAUACUGGAAAUUUACAUUUUCAUUAAAACAGUUUUUCUUUGAAAGAUAAGGAACAAGAAACAUUUAUUUAGAAAGUUUUUAUAUAUUUUGAAAGUUCAAAAGAACAGCAUUUAUUUGAAAUAGAAUCUUUUGUAACAUUAUACAUGUCUUUACUAUCACAUUUGAUCAAUUUAAUGCAUGCUUGCUGAAUAAAAGUAUUAUUUUCUUAUUUAAUUUGUUUUCAAAAAAAAAAAAAAAAAAGUAGAAAUUCUUACUGACCCCAAACUUUUGAACAGAGUGUAUAAUGUUACAAAAUGCUGUUCCUUUAUUUAUUUGUAAAGGGACCAUGUACAAUUUUUAACAUAAAUGUUUCCAUUCCA
Molecule: messenger RNA, 3682 nt
Organism: Ctenopharyngodon idella (grass carp)
Lineage: Eukaryota; Metazoa; Chordata; Actinopteri; Cypriniformes; Xenocyprididae
Product: piggyBac transposable element-derived protein 4-like
Exons: 5
Coding region: 48-2201 (717 amino acids)
Source: RefSeq, a predicted model, not a curated record